AGCAAUUAUACUCCAAUAAAGAUGUUAAAAAAAAAAAAGAGUGGGGAGUUAUGCUCCACCUCCUCGAGGACAGUGUCUCUCCAUAAAUUAUUGAGAAUUCUUCUCAGCACAAUUUCCAUAACCAACUCCUACUUCCCUUUUUGUCUUCAUCCAUCCCUCUCUCCCCCACUCCAGGCUCAUCACAUUGCAGAUCAGUACAUUCAGGUUCUGGAUGGUACCAUUCCUUCUCUCAUCUCUGUUCUCACUAUUGCUGGACAUCCCUUGUCUCUCUCCCUUACAUGUUCAAUUCCCCUUUAACCUUCAGAACUGCUUACUCAAGUACCCUGGCCCCUAGGAAGUCUUACCAGAACCCAGUCUGCAUUAGGGGACUUUUCUCCCAGUCCCAAAAUACCCUGUGCACAUCCCCAUCCUGGCAUUCAUUCUUCUUUAUUGUUCAUUCUUAACAAUCUCCCCUGUUAGACCGAGAGUUCAAGAGCAGGGGCUGUCUUUUUACUUGCCUUCCUAUCCCCUGUACCUGUACAGUGCAUACAUCAGACACACAGUCAGUGUUUUUUUUAAUGAAUGAAUGAAUGAACUAUAAAACUUUCAGAAUCCCAGAUAUGAGAUUUCUCCUUUGAAUUUCCAGUCCUUUUGUCUUAUCAACAAUCACUGUAUUCUGCCUUGAAUUACAGUUACUUGGGUACUUAUCUUAUUCAUUUAAAUAGCUCCAGUGGUCUUCAAGGGCUGGGAUCCUGUUUUGUUUCUCAUGUAGUUUCGUGAUAUUUUUCACUGGCUUUGUCUCUCCUGUUGUUUCUAGGACAGUGUCUUGCACAAAAUGGGUGUUUAAUAAAUAUUUGUUGAAUGAGUGAAUGAGUUAAUGAACAAAUACAUGAAGUUGCCUGCAAAUGUAAUUCACAAGAAUUAAUUACACAAGGAAAGGAAGGAUAAUGGACUGGAAAAAUAAAUGGUCGGAUUUUCAACUAAAUGAAGUUAACUCGCAACACCUCCUAGCAUAUUAUUUCCAACAUUUUAUCAUGUGCAAAUAUUGUUGCAUUUCUAUUUGAGCAGAGAAAUGUUAAAACAUAACUUUUUUCUGAAUGAAAAAGCCUCUUUGCUCUUUAACAAUAGAAGGGAGAGUCCAGCCUGAUUCAACUCUUAGAUGGACCUUCCCCCCAAAGAGACACCAUAUUACUCUUGAAAAUAGCUGACUGGUUCCUUCCUUCCUUUUAAAACCCAAAAGAGCCCAAAUCCAAUAUUUUUAAAUGACACUUUUCUCUAUCAUAAAAUGUAAUUUUUCUAAGUGUCCACUGCUGGGGAGAAGCGAACAGAGACCCGUUGUUCUGGAAAGAAAAAUUCCUUACAGCACGAUAUACUACCAGUAUCACCAACACCAAAUUCAACUGUUGCAGAAAGACCUCACUCAGGGGAAGGUGAAUUAGGGAGAAUUUAGUCCCUCUUUUUCUCUACAUAAAAAGUAAAUUUUAUGAAGGCUAUUUCUCAGUUAGUAUUUGAUUAGAACAACCUGUAGAGGGCGUCCUUGCAUCAAGAGCCGUAGGGGUUUGAACACUACUGAGGGAAAAAUAUAUUUUCAAUUAAAACGACAACUUUCUGGAGUAAAGGAAAAUGUCCAUUGUGUUGCAAAAGUAUUAUCUUUAACUGGGGGACAACUGGCAUUACAAUGCUAAAGUGCUUUGAAGGUUUCGGAAUGUAUAUGAAUACAUUACAUAAAUGAAUAUUCACUGAAAUAAAAACUCAUGAAAUCUUUGAAAAGAGGUAAAUGUUAUUGUAAAGGAGAAUGGCUGUGAAGCUUUGGAUGCAAACAGACUUAAUUAUGAUUUACUUAUCAGUGGAGGUACAGUGGUUAAGAGAAUAGGCUUUGAAACCAGAGUGCCUGGAAAUUUGAACCCUGACUCUGCCUCUGACCCGGUAAGUAACCAUAGUUACCACUGGGUAACCACAGUCAACUAACUUACUGGAUCUUUUUGAGCCUUGUUUCCCCGUCAAUAAAAUGGGAAUAAUAAUAGUACCUAUUUAAAAGACUUGUGAGGUUUAAGUAAGCACUUUAAAGUACUUUUACAAUUAAAACACAAAGUUCAAAUCCAUUGUAGAUUUCGUCUAGUUCUUUUCAAAGAUCAACAGUUGCACGGUUGAAAAUAUUUCAUAAUUGGAAAUACACAUAUUCUGUUCUUUUUAGUAACUUCUCAUGACCCAACGCUUAGCUGAAUUCAUGCACGUGUUCCGCUUCUCUUCCGUUGUUGCCGGUUUGCUCUCCCCUCUUGAGGUAUCCACUUCUGCAAGGGACUGGGUGAAACAACACGCCCAGCCCCAGAUGCUCAAUCCUUGGGACAUUUGUCCAACAUUCGGAUGCCAAAAAAUACAGAAGUAAACAACUCUUUUCUGAGUCUGAAAUCUAAGUUAAAAAAAAAUUUUUAAACCUUUGCUUCCGUUUUCAUUGCUUAUCCAAGGGAUUAGGCAGGGGGCAAAACAAAUCCUCUCUGCUGGGGUCGAGUCGGUGUGGCAGGGCUGGAGCCCACUGCCAGCCACCUACUCUUCCCACAGGCAAGGCCAGAUCCUUGGUGUUGCUCUAAAGCGCCUGCGAUUUCAGUACCAGCGCGGCACGCCUCCAAAUUUCUUAAAAUACCGGCAACUAUGAAGAUAUUCACAACUUUUGGGAGCCCUACCCCAGCAGGUCAGGUAAGCCUGUCAUCCAGAGCUCAGGGAACUCUUGCAAGUGCUUCCGGUGAUCAGGGAGAAGAGCCUCCACAGCUGUUAAAAAGCAUCCUCCAUGGUGUCAGGCAAGUGGCAAUGAAACCCCACGCCCCCGCCAACCUGAGCGCCAGCCAUCAGGGAACCACUGGACGGUCGAGUCUUGGGUUUUAAAUGGAUGGGAAUGCGCCGUGUCAGCUUAGCGCGGAUGGAUGAGGAUAGGGUUUGCAGAAGGAGGAAUGGCAGUAGCGGAAAGGGAGAAGUGGAGGAAUAUGCGCCUUCAUUUAGCCCCGGAGUACAACUGGGAGUUAUCAUCAUCAUCACCUGCGCUCAGUUAAGCCCUGUGAAGUCAGUUCACCCCACUUCCCUCCAUUCAUGCCUCGUCUGGCCAGAGGCAGAAGCGAGGGACUUCCCUGAGGCGCCUUUGAGCGCCCUUCUCCGCAUCUCCCUCCACCACGUGCGCCUUUCGUGCGUGCUCCCACGCGGCGCACAGCGGCGUGGACGCGGCCUCCGGGGUCCCGUGCCGCCCCACCCCCGUGCGUCUCCCCAGCGCCGCCCAGUGGCGGCCGACUGGGCCGAGUGCCUCCUCUUUCGCACCGCACUUGCGCCGGCCCUUCCCGCUCUUCCUCUCCCGCUGUAUUUAACCCUCUGACUGUUGGCCUCGCUCGGCGGGCUGGCAUCUCCUGCUUUGCCAGUCUUGCGUCUCUGCUCUCCCCUGUUCCUCCUGCGCCCCCGCCCCCGCCCCCGGUCUUGCCCCGCUCUCGCCGGUUCUUCCACUCCCUUCUCUUCCUCCUCGCGCUCACCCGGGCUCACUCGCAUCAGAGCCGAGAGGCUACACGCCCAGCUGACUACGCGGGAACGGCUCCGGUUGAGAGACAGCUUAACGGCUGCAGGUUGGGUAGGUGCGGCAGGAGUUUCAGCUGCGAGAGCCACCAGCCAGGAGGUUCGGAGUAGUAUGGCCCGGAGAGGCGCCUUCCCUGCCGCCGCGCUCCGAUUCUGGAGCAUCCUCCCGUGCCUGCUGGUGCUGCGGGCGGAGGUCGGGCAGCCGCCGGAGGAAAGCCUGUACCUGUGGAUCGAUGCUCACCAGGCGAGAGUGCUCAUAGGAUUUGAAGAAGAUAUCUUGAUUGUUUCAGAGGGGAAAAUGGCCCCUUUUACACAUGAUUUCAGAAGAGCACAACAGAGAAUGCCAGCCAUUCCUGUCAAUAUCCAUUCCAUGAAUUUCACCUGGCAAGCUGAAGGGCAGGCAGAAUACUUCUAUGAAUUCCUGUCCUUGCGCUCCCUGGAUAAAGGCAUCAUGGCAGACCCAACCGUCAAUGUCCCUCUGCUGGGAACAGUGCCUCACAAGGCAUCAGUUGUUCAAGUUGGUUUUCCAUGUCUCGGCAAACAAGAUGGAGUGGCAGCGUUUGAAGUGAAUGUGAUUGUAAUGAAUUCUGAAGGCAACACCAUCCUGCAGACACCUCAGAAUGCCAUCUUCUUUAAAACAUGUCAACAAGCUGAGUGCCCAGGAGGGUGCCGAAAUGGAGGCUUUUGUAAUGAAAGACGGGUCUGCCAGUGUCCUGACGGAUUCUAUGGACCUCACUGUGAGAAAGCCCUUUGUACGCCACGAUGCAUGAACGGCGGGCUUUGUGUUACUCCCGGUUUCUGCAUCUGUCCACCUGGAUUCUAUGGAGUCAAUUGUGAUAAAGCAAACUGCUCAGCCACCUGCUUUAACGGAGGGACCUGUUUCUACCCUGGAAAGUGUAUUUGCCCUCCAGGACUUGAGGGGGAACAGUGUGAAAUAAGCAAAUGCCCGCAGCCCUGUCGAAAUGGAGGUAAAUGCAUUGGCAAAAGUAAAUGCAAGUGCUCCAAAGGUUACCAAGGAGACCUCUGUUCAAAGCCUGUCUGCGAGCCUGGCUGCGGUACACACGGAACCUGCCACGAACCCAACAAAUGCCAAUGUCAGGAAGGCUGGCAUGGAAGACACUGCAAUAAAAGGUACGGAGCCAGCCUCACGCAUGCCCUGAGGCCAGCAGGCGCCGGGCUCAGGCAGCACACGCCUUCACUUAAAAAGGCCGAGGAACGGCAGGACCCACCUGAAUCCAAUUACAUCUGGUGAACUCCGGCAUCUGAAACGUUUUAAGUUACACCAAGUUCAUAGCCUUUGUUAACCUUUCAUGUGUUGAAUGUUCAAAUAAUGUUCAUUACAGUUAAGAAUACUGGCCUGAAUUUUAUUAGCUUCAUUAUAAAUCACCAAGCUGAUAUUUACUCUGCCUUUUAAGUUUUCUAAGUACAUCUGUAGCGUCAUGGUAUAGAUUUUCUUGUUUCAGUGCUUUGGGACCGAUUUUAUGUUAUGUAAGUUGUUCAGGUUAAAUUUUUGUCUUUUCAGUGUGUAGUUGGCAGGUAAUUUCCAAAAGUACAAUGCAUUCAUGAUGUCGAGGGGCUGGGCAACAUUAGAGAAGAUAAAUGGAACAAAAAUGCCUGAAUCACAAGGGUCUGGAUGAAGCAGUUAUAAAAGUGCAGAAGUUAUAGCAUUUCAAAUUAUAUUGUCAUGUAUUUAGACAUUUGUCACAUUUUUUAAAUUCCCCUUAUUUCUAAACUCACAAUACAAUAUAUUUUGACCUUACCAUGAUUCCAGAGAAUUCAGUAUUGAAAAAAAAAAAGAGAGAGAAAGAAACAACACUGUGGUAGUGGCAUUAAACGAUAUAAUAUAUUGUAAACACAAUAAAAUAGGGAAUAUAAUGUAUGAACUUUUGGCAUUGGCUUGAAGCAAUAUAAUAUAUUGUAAACAAACACAGCUCUUACAUAAACAUUUUAUACUGUUUGUGUGUAUAAAAUAAAGGUGCUGCUUUAGUUUUCUG
Messenger RNA from Aethalodelphis obliquidens (Pacific white-sided dolphin), 5522 nucleotides. RefSeq names its product Wnt inhibitory factor 1 (gene WIF1). Gene Ontology annotation, molecular function: signaling receptor binding. Gene Ontology annotation, biological process: anatomical structure development. Gene Ontology annotation, cellular component: extracellular region; cell surface. The record is from RefSeq and is a predicted model, not a curated record. NCBI's taxonomy places the organism in Eukaryota, Metazoa, Chordata, Mammalia, Artiodactyla, Delphinidae. The transcript has 10 exons. Bases 3641 to 4780 code for a protein of 379 amino acids.